UGAGGGAGGCCGGCGGGCGGCUGAGCUCCGGGCGCUGCUAGGGAGCGGCGUGCGCUGCACACUCUCCGGGGCGAAGCGGAGGGCGUGGGGGAGCCGACCGCCGGGAGCUGUUCUGAUCGCCGACGCGCACGCGAGGGGCCGGUGGCGACCCCGGCCCCGGCCGACAUGGGCAACGCCGGGAGCAUGGAUUCACAGCAGACCGAUUUCAGGGCGCACAACGUGCCUUUGAAGCUGCCGAUGCCCGAGCCGGGGGAACUGGAGGAGCGGUUUGCCAUCGUGCUGAAUGCUAUGAACCUACCUCCUGACAAAGCCAGGUUACUGCGGCAAUAUGACAAUGAGAAAAAAUGGGAAUUGAUUUGUGAUCAGGAACGCUUCCAAGUGAAGAAUCCUCCUCAUACUUACAUUCAGAAGCUCAAGGGCUACCUGGAUCCAGCUGUAACCAGGAAGAAAUUCAGAAGGCGUGUUCAAGAAUCUACACAAGUGUUGAGAGAACUGGAAAUAUCUUUAAGAACCAACCACAUUGGGUGGGUCAGAGAGUUUUUGAACGAAGAAAAUAAAGGUCUUGAUUUUCUAGUGGAGUAUCUGUCAUUUGCACAGUAUGCAGUAACUUUUGACUUUGAGAGUGUGGAGAGUACUGUGGAGAGUUCGGUGGACAAAUCAAAGCCCUGGAGCAGGUCCAUCGAGGACUUGCACAGAGGGAGCAACCUGCCAUCACCUGUGGGCAACAGCAUGUCUCGCUCUGGAAGGCAUUCUGCACUGCGAUAUAAUACUUUGCCAAGCAGAAGAACUCUGAAAAAUUCAAGAUUAGUGAGUAAGAAAGAUGAUGUUCAUGUCUGUAUCAUGUGUUUACGUGCCAUCAUGAAUUACCAGUAUGGUUUCAACAUGGUCAUGUCUCAUCCACAUGCUGUCAAUGAAAUUGCACUAAGCUUAAAUAACAAGAAUCCCAGAACAAAAGCCCUCGUCUUAGAAUUGUUGGCAGCUGUUUGUCUUGUCCGAGGGGGACAUGAAAUCAUUUUAUCAGCCUUUGAUAACUUCAAGGAGGUUUGUGGAGAGAAACAGCGCUUUGAGAAAUUGAUGGAACAUUUCAGGAAUGAAGACAAUAACAUAGAUUUUAUGGUGGCCUCGAUGCAGUUUAUUAAUAUUGUAGUUCAUUCCGUGGAAGACAUGAAUUUCAGAGUUCACCUCCAGUAUGAAUUUACCAAAUUAGGCCUGGAUGAAUACUUGGAUAAGCUGAAACAUACAGAGAGUGACAAGCUGCAGGUGCAGAUUCAGGCUUACCUGGACAAUGUGUUUGAUGUAGGAGCUCUGCUGGAAGAUGCUGAAACCAAGAAUGCAGCGUUGGAGAGGGUGGAAGAACUUGAAGAGAACAUCUCUCAUCUAUCUGAGAAGUUGCAAGACACAGAGAAUGAAGCCAUGUCCAAGAUUGUGGAACUGGAAAAGCAGCUCAUGCAGAGGAACAAGGAGCUGGAUGUUGUCCGAGAAAUCUACAAAGAUGCAAAUACCCAAGUUCACACAUUAAGAAAAAUGGUCAAAGAAAAAGAAGAAGCCAUUCAGAGACAGUCUACCCUGGAAAAAAAGAUCCAUGAACUGGAAAAACAAGGGACCAUUAAAAUUCAGAAGAAAGGGGAUGGAGACAUCGCCAUUCUGCCAGUUGUGGCUUCUGGCACAUUGUCUGCAGGGUCCGAAGCAGGAGUGGGUAGUUUUGUAGGCCCAGUUAUGGGGGCCACUUCCUCUGGACCCUUGCCACCUCCUCCUCCACCACUACCUCCAUCGUCAGACACACCUGAAGCAGUGCAAAAUGGUCCUGUCACGCCACCAAUGCCACCACCUCCCCCUCCCCCACCUCCUCCCCCUCCUCCUCCACCCCCUCCUCUCCCGGGUCCUGCAGCUGAGACUGUGCCAGGUCCACCUUUGCCGCCACCCCCUCCUCCCUCUGCACCCCCGCUUCCAGGAACAUCUUCACCUACAGUGGUUUUCAACUCAGGAUUAGCAGCUGUGAAAAUUAAGAAGCCAAUCAAGACGAAGUUCAGAAUGCCGGUGUUUAACUGGGUUGCCCUGAAGCCCAAUCAGAUCAAUGGCACCGUCUUCAAUGAAAUUGAUGAUGAGCGAAUUCUGGAGGAUUUAAAUGUGGAUGAAUUUGAGGAAAUAUUCAAGACAAAAGCUCAAGGUCCUGCCAUCGAUUUGUCUUCAAGCAAACAGAAGAUACCACAGAAGGGAUCAAACAAAGUGACAUUGCUAGAAGCAAAUAGGGCCAAAAAUCUUGCAAUAACUUUAAGGAAAGCAGGAAAGACUGCUGAUGAGAUCUGUAAAGCUAUUCAUGUAUUUGACUUGAAGACGUUGCCUGUAGACUUUGUAGAAUGUUUAAUGAGGUUCUUGCCGACUGAGAACGAGGUGAAAGUGCUGCGGCUCUACGAGCGGGAACGGAAGCCCUUAGAGAACUUGUCAGAUGAAGACCGGUUCAUGAUGCAAUUCAGUAAAAUUGAGAGGCUCAUGCAGAAGAUGACCAUCAUGGCCUUUAUUGGGAACUUCGCUGAGAGCAUCCAAAUGCUGACACCUCAACUGCAUGCAGUCAUAGCAGCGUCGGUGUCUAUCAAAUCAUCUCAGAAACUCAAGAAGAUUCUGGAGAUCAUCUUGGCACUUGGAAACUACAUGAAUAGCAGUAAACGAGGAGCAGUUUAUGGAUUUAAACUUCAGAGUUUAGAUUUGCUCUUAGACACCAAGUCCACAGACCGGAAACAAACACUGCUGCACUACAUAUCGAAUGUUGUAAAAGAAAAAUAUCACCAGGUGUCCCUGUUUUAUAAUGAACUGCAUUAUGUAGAAAAAGCUGCUGCAGUCUCUCUCGAGAAUGUUUUGCUGGAUGUGAAGGAGCUCCAGAGGGGCAUGGACUUGACCAAGCGGGAGUACACGAUGCACGACCACAACACCCUGCUGAAGGAGUUCAUCCUCAACCAUGAGGGAAAGCUGAAGAAACUGCAGGAUGAUGCCAAGAUUGCCCAGGAUGCCUUUGACGAUGUGGUUAAGUACUUUGGAGAGAACCCCAAGACAACACCACCCUCCGUCUUCUUUCCUGUCUUUGUUCGCUUUGUGAAAGCUUAUAAGCAAGCAGAGGAGGAAAAUGAGCUGAGGAAGAAGCAGGAACAAGCUCUCAUGGCGAAGCUCCUGGAGCAGGAAGCUCUGAUGGAACAACAGGACCCAAAGUCUCCUUCCCAUAAGUCAAAGAGGCAGCAACAAGAAUUGAUUGCAGAGUUAAGAAGGCGGCAAGUGAAAGAUAACAGACAUGUGUACGAGGGAAAAGACGGUGCCAUUGAAGACAUUAUCACAGAUCUUAGAAACCAACCAUAUAGAAGAGCCGAUGCGGUGAGGAGAAGUGUCAGGCGGCGCUUUGAUGAACAAAACUUGCGUUCUGUUAAUGGUGCGGAAAUAACGAUGUGACUUCCAGGAACCUGCCUACAUGAAGAGGGUGUGCAUGAAUGAAAACUGCCCACAUAAAUUUUAUGUGCUAUUAUUUAACUGCAGCCUUGCACACAGAUAAAAUAUUUUUAAGGGCUCGGAUUUAGCAACCACAUAGAAAUAAUGAUGGGCUUUUCUUUCAAACCUUGUUAACAAGUGCCUAAAAAAUGGAAAUACCUGCUCAGAUUAAUCAAAGCAAUAGGAUUUGAUUUGAUUAUUUUUUUUAACACCAAUUGGUUUUUUUUAAACCAAAAUGUAAAUUUCGUAUGAAAUUCAUUACCUGUCAUUUUGAUUGCACCAUGGUCUACCCUGGUAUCCUGAUAAAUUGUAACAUGGUUGCAUUUGCUAUGGGCUUCUUUUGCUGAAACGUCUUAAGGAAUUUUGUGUUUCAGCUAUAUCCAUCCAGUUUUGUAUUUAUAAGGACUUGCAAGUGACAAGUCACAUGAUGAACUACUUCUGUCCAUUACCUAAGCCCUGGCAAAGCGCAAAUGAGAUGCAGUUGCAGUGACACAUAAGUCAGUCACUCAACUUUGUCUCUAGUGUUGCAUCUUCCUUCUGUGCUAGGGUAUAAUGCCCUGUCCAAGAUGGUUACUGGGUUGAAUGCAAGGAUAUGAUGGCGUAAAAUGCCAUCUUGAGACUUAACUGCAGUACUGUUCUUCCGCUUAAGGCAGCUUUUUAAAAUAAUGCAAAUAUAUUUAUUAACUGGCACUAAUUUAACAUCUCAGUAUUAGGAUCUACCUAUAAUGGUCUUCAAAAAUCCUAAGAGUAGAAACUGGUGCCUUCCUAGCCAGGGAGUUCACUAGCUCUUGUCAACAAAUAUUCAAAAUUACAUUUGCUAACAGGGUAGUUUUAGGAACCUGGCUUUUAUUUUCCUGACAAUCGCAGGUGUUUCCCUCCCCCCCCCCACCCCAAUCUGUUUCUCUUUGUAAAUUGAAGAUGAUACAUUUGGCAUCACACAUUAAAGCUAAAUCCCCAAAUUCCUUAUGGGGAGGUACAUUUAUUGAAAAAUACAUUGUGAUUAAGUUUGUCUCUCCCCCCUCCCCCCCAGAAGGGCGCUUGACCCAUUCCAAAGUGAAAAACUGGAUUGAAGCUAUACUUUUAAUAACGCACAUUCUGCUUCUGGCUUACCUUCUUGGUAAUUACCAUCAGUAUAUUAAUUGUAAAGUUUAUUGUAUAGUAUUUAACCACUGAGUUUAUUUUAUGUUGUGCUUAUGUGAGCCCUUGGGUGAAGGUCACCUUUCCUUGGAUAACGUGUAGUUAUAUGACCUCUUUUUAAAUGUACAGAUAUUUUGCUAUAAAAUCGGUGCAGUUUUUUAUGGUUUUUACACUUCUCUUUAAUUCCCACCGAAGCCUCUGGGUAAUAAUUGUAAAUAUUGCUUUAAAAUUCAGCAGCCUACUCUAUACAAUCUGAAUGUUAUUUUAACUUAUAGUUUUUUUUAUUAAAUAUAUUUAACUACAAGAACAGCCUAGAGAUCUGUUACAUUUCACUUUAGUAUACCUAUUUACAGAUUACUUUUGAGCUGCCACUCGGUGGUACAUUUCCAUAAUGUAUACUCUGCAGAAAAAAAAGAACAUGCCAACAUUUUGUCUUUCAGUUAAAAUACAUUCUGGUAAAAAUAGCAAUUUGAUUGGAGGUACACAAGACACAAUAGUUGGAAAUUUACUACAAAGCAGCUAUUUUUGAAAUCUUUGUGCUGGCAUACAUGUGAGAACCAUUGCUUGUUUAUUCUUCAAAUAGACAAUGAUGUUGGCAUGUUCUUUACUGUUUGUCUAUUAAUGGGCCUGCUUCUUAGCAAUAUUAGAAAUGUUUUAUAAAAGCAAUUCAUGUUACCUUUCUGGUCUUUUCAUGGCAUAUGAGCAAAUAAACUAUUUACACUA
Messenger RNA from Ochotona curzoniae (black-lipped pika), 5331 nucleotides. It is a transcript of the gene FMNL2, whose product is annotated as formin like 2. The transcript is spliced from 26 exons. The coding region runs from base 166 to 3435 and encodes 1089 amino acids. Gene Ontology annotation, biological process: cell migration; cortical actin cytoskeleton organization; regulation of cell shape. Gene Ontology annotation, molecular function: actin filament binding; small GTPase binding. The record is from RefSeq and is a predicted model, not a curated record. NCBI's taxonomy places the organism in Eukaryota, Metazoa, Chordata, Mammalia, Lagomorpha, Ochotonidae. Gene Ontology annotation, cellular component: cytosol.